Paraglomus brasilianum is the source of this 1377-nucleotide messenger RNA. The record is from the annotation of a GenBank genome assembly. Lineage: Eukaryota; Fungi; Glomeromycota; Glomeromycetes; Paraglomerales; Paraglomeraceae.
AUGUCCAAAAAUUUUUAUGCUCAGCAGUCAACUAAUUUUUUGAAGCUAUUCGAAAGUGGCAGGAACUUUGACCUCAUCUUAUAUGCAGGUUAUAGACAAGAUAGAAAGGAAUUCAAAGUACAUUCUCAAAUACUGUGCGCGCAAUCAAAAUAUUUCCGAGCUGCACUAUCCAGAAAAUGGCUCAAACUGAAGGGCAAUUACUAUGUUUUUGAGAAAGCCAAUGUCGAGGCCGAUGUCUUUGAAAUCAUUCUAAGAUAUCUCUAUACGGGAGAGGUGAAUAUAGAGAACUGUGAUGGAUCUCAGAUUCUUAAAUUGUUGGUUGCAUCAGACGAAAUGAAUCUGAGUAAUCUACUUCGCUUUGCGCAGAGUUAUCUUAUUGAAUCAAGAAAACCUUUCAUAGUUGAACAACCAGUCCAAGUGCUUGGAUCAAUUUUCCGACUUGAAUCGUGCAAAACGCUUAGACUCUUUUGUCUUGAUGCAAUUUGCGACGAUUGCACAAAAUUGUUCGGUUCUGACAUUUAUUUGACAUUAGAAGAAGACAUAUUUGCUCAGAUAUUGCGACAUAAUAAGUUGUGUGUGAAAGAAGUUGAAUUAUGGAAAUAUGUCUUGAAAUGGGGCGCAACCAGACAUCCAGAGCUGAAAAACCCCCCGACAGAAUGGUCGACAGACGAUGUACAUCAAAUGAAGGAGACACUGACUGUUUUAGUUGAAUCUAUUCGGUUCUUUACAAUGUCUGCAGACGAAUAUUAUGACGAAGUUAGGCCGUACAAAAAAUUGUUCUCUAAAAAAUUAAGGGAAGAAAUGUUGCAAUUUAUCAUGCUACCAUCCAGAAAACCGAACGAUAUUAUGGCGAGAGCUAGGUUUGAUUCGAGAUUAGUUGGUUAUUCUGUCAUGGCUCUUAUUGCUGGAUGGAUUGAUUCAAAGAAUGCCGCCUAUGACGAGAUUCCCUAUGAGUUUACACUUAUCUAUCGGGCAAGUCGUGAUGGAUUUGAUAAUCAAAAAUUUUGCAACAUGUGCUCCUCCAAAGGCCCAACUGUUGUAAUUGCCAAAGUUACGAAUAAUCCAAAUAUAUUCGGCGGCUAUAAUCCUUCACAUUGGAAUUCAACUGGCUCCCAAUAUUACAACUCUGCAGAUAACAGUUUCAUUUGUGAGAUGUCUGACGGAAAAUCGACCGCAGGAGCACGCAUUGGCAGAUGCGUUUCCCUCGGUGGUUGGAGUUACGACGGUUAUGGUCCGUUUUUUGGUAGCAACUUUUAUAUAAAUCAACAAACAUGGAGUUCAAAUAUAUCAGGAUGUAAUCGCUAUGGAAUUGCAUGCAGCGUUGCAAGUGGCACUCUUGAGGAAUACGAAGUUUUCACGAUAAAAAAACAAGAUUAA